Molecule: messenger RNA, 1653 nt
Organism: Vicia villosa (hairy vetch)
Lineage: Eukaryota; Viridiplantae; Streptophyta; Magnoliopsida; Fabales; Fabaceae
Exons: 5
Coding region: 367-1314 (315 amino acids)
Biological process (GO): regulation of alternative mRNA splicing, via spliceosome
Source: RefSeq, a predicted model, not a curated record
AGAAAUCGUCCCUACAAUUUUACACCAAUAUGACACUACAUUGAAAAAGAAAAAAAAUCCAAAAAUACAUUUUCAAAUACAUUCUCGAGCAAUUUCAUAUUUUAAGAGCUGGGAGCUAGAAAUUCCCAUAGAUUAAUCGUUCGUUGUUGAUUAGCCUCUCCACUAUCAAUAAUCGCUCGUUUAUUUCAUGUCUAUGAUUUCUAGGGUUUCUCUUCCCCCAUUGCCGAGCUCCUGCGCACUCUUCUCCAUUGGAUCCGCUCUAAGAUAAUCUCCAUUCUCCAAUCGAACUCAAAUUCUCAAAUUCUCCUCCCUCCUUUAGCUGAAUACAUUUUUGUAGCAGUUCGAGUGAAGAAGAAGCUGGUUCAAAUGAGCAAGUAUGGCUUGAAUCUUAGGCCCGCAAAGCCGAAAAAACAGCUUCCAAGGCCUUCAAUUGCCCUUCCUUUUGGCUUUAAUGAGGAUGAUGAUAAUAAUGUCGAGAGAGAAAUUGCUAUCCAGGCUAGCAAAACUAAAAGUCUCAAGGAUGUCGAAGAGCAGCAAAAGAAAGCAUUGGAAGAAGAUCCAACCAUAUUUGACUAUGAUGGAGUCUAUGACAAAAUGAAAGAGAAAGUUUCCCGUCCAUUGUUACAAGAUCGUGAAGAGAGAAAGCCAAAAUAUAUUCAAAACCUGAUUCAGAAAGCAAAAGAGCGAGAGCAGUAUCGUGAGAUUGUAUAUGAGAAAAAGAUUGCCAAGGAGAGAAGCAAAGACGAUCAUCUCUUUGCUGAUAAAGACAAAUAUAUCACAGAAGCAUACAGAAAAAAGCUUGCUGAACGAGAGCAACAGAUGGAACUAGAACGUCUACGGGAACUUCAAGAGGAUAGAGAGGAUGUUACAAAGAAAAAGGAUUUUUUGGUUGAUUUUUAUACAAACCUCGAUAAAAAUGUGGCUUAUGGUGCAAAAGAUGCUCAAAGGAGAAAACACGACAAUCGGGCCGAGAAUAGAGUUCCAGAGACACAUGAGGAAAUGAACCCUGAUGCAUCAAAUCAACACCAGGAUGGUGGUAAUACGGAUGAAGAACAUUCAUUGGAUAAGGAAACUUCACCGGCAGAGUCUUCAGGGAAAAAGAUUGGCGAUCAGGGCAAAACUUCCCAUCUUUCUAAAAGAAGUACCAGUCCCUUGGAUAUGAACCCAAAUCUCGCAGCUUCUUCAGAAGAAAAAAGUACAAUUGAGGAGCAAUCAGCUUCACAACCAAAUCCGGAGCAUCACAAAAGAAGUCAAGAUGCUGUGGCUGCAGCAAAAGAACGUUUUCUGGCACGUAAGCGAGCAAAGCAACAGUGAACAUAUAUACCUGACUGUUGCUCAUAGAUGUCUAGUUACACAUGACGGUCUUUCCUAAGGAACUUAAAAAUCAUAGAAUGAACUGUUGUCAGGCUGUAGUGUAAGAUGUUUUUGCCAAUUAUAUGGUUUUUCUCUCUUCUAUGGUGCAAUUUUUCUGUACGGAUCAAACCCCAAUCCUCGCGUGGUUGAGUAACCUGAGCUUGCAUACUUGAAGUUGCUGCUUAUGUCUAUUUUGUACUGUGAAUAACUCUUCGGUUUAGAAUUUAGGUUGUUUUAUUGUUGUUCACUGGACGAAAGUAAGUCCUAAUAUAACAUAGAAAUAUGGAGAUGUUUCUGUCA